Molecule: messenger RNA, 363 nt
Organism: Caenorhabditis remanei
Lineage: Eukaryota; Metazoa; Nematoda; Chromadorea; Rhabditida; Rhabditidae
Exons: 2
Coding region: 1-363 (120 amino acids)
Source: RefSeq, a predicted model, not a curated record
AUGAACCAGCCGAUCACCCCGAAACUGCUUACCAACCGAUUCCUUGUCAAUCUGGAGUCGUUCUUCAAUGACAUUUCAAUGAAUGGUUUCCAAACCAAUGAGUUGAGUGGACUUCUCCGAUGGAUAAGACUAGUCAGAGAGGACGAGGAGACUCGUGGAUACAAAUUCAGUGCGGACCAGCUAUCUAUUGAUGAGAUUACAAAACAAUCGACACUUCUUCCACUGAUGAAUGAUUUUUUGGACGGAUUAUUGGCUCAAAUGAAGGAAAUCGGAUGCCCAAAGUCACAAUGGCUGUCACUGAACAUGUCCAUUGUGAGAAGAGGAGGAUCAAGAAAGAAGAGCAAUGAGUCAGCUACAACAUAA